UGAGAGUCGGAGAGAGCGGCGGAGCAAAAACCCUAAACCCCAAAUUGAAGUAAAAUGAUCAAAUUUCACCUAAAACUGAAGCAGAGGCAAUUGGGUAUCUGGUGAAGCCUACCCAAAGGUGAGUACUUCCCUUCCCCUUGUCUUUCAAUCAUUUCCUCUCACUAUGUUUACUGCACACUGUAAAAGAUUGCAUCUCCUAGUCCCAACCUCAGUCACCCAUUUCCAUUCCUUCCCAAACCUAUCUCCUUUCACCAAAUCAUAUUCAUCACUUUUGAAAUCUGAUGAUGAUAAACCCAAAGAUCACUCCUUUACUGUUUCAUACCUCGUAGACUCACUUGGGUUCUCCCCAAAACUGGCUCUUAAAAUUUUCAAGACGCAUAAGCUACGGUUUAACUCCCCAGAAAAGCCAGACUCGGUUAUUAAGCUUCUCAAGAACCAUGGUUUCGAUGAUACCCAGAUACCCCAAAUGGUUAAGAUGUAUCCAUGCUUGCUUAUGUGCAAUGCUGAGAAGAUUCUUCAGCCCAAGCUUGAGUUUUUGGGUACUAUUGGCCUUUCACCCAACAACAUUGCUGAGGUGGUUAAUUACAACCAACGCUUAUUGGCUCAGAGCUUAGAGAAAUGCCUCAAACCGUUCUAUGAUCUCAUUAAAAGUGUGCCUAUCCCAGACGAGAAGGUGCCGGUUUUCUUUAAGAACUCAUGCCGGGCAUUAGGAGUCAAGUUACUUUGCAAUCUUGCUCCCAAUAUAAAUGUUCUUAGGGAAGUUGAAGUGCCGGAAUCGUCCAUCUCCUUUGUGGUGAUUUAUCAUCCUCUUGCAUUGUCCCCUGAUACUGACAACUUUAGGAAAAUUGUAGACAAGAUUAUUGAUAUUGGAAUUUCGCCUUCGAGUUUUGCUUUUAUCAAGGCCAUUCAAGCGGUCUCUCAGAUGAAUGCAUCAAAGUGGAAUAAGAAGAAGGAGUUCUUUCUUGAGAAGUGUGGCUGGACCGAAGAUGACUUUCUGAAGGCGUUUAGAAAGAAUCCCCUGUUUGUGAGCUUGAAGGAGAAGAAAUGUUUGAACAAAAUCGAGUUUCUUGUGAACGAAAUGGGUUGGCAACCUUCAGAUGUGGCAGCACAUCCAGAUAUUCUAACUCAUAGUUUGGAAAAGUCUGUCAUGCCUAGGUGUUCAGUUAUUAGAGUUCUUGAACACAAGGGUUUGAUAGAAAAGGGAAAAUUUUCUCCAGCAACCUUGCUGAUAAACAGUAGGAAGCAGUUCUUGGAUAGGUUUGUGAUCAAAUAUGAGAAGCAAGCACCUGAACUUUUGAGUAUCUUUCAAGGGCAGAUGUCUCUUUGGUGCAGGAUACGAGGCAAGAGGUGGAGUGAAAUUGUAGGAUGAAUCUCUGUGAAUCGUUAUUGAGAGUAUCAAAGUGACUACUUAGUACUUCAGAGCUCUGCCGCCCGCAGUUGCUACUUUGAGCAUUACGAUAGCAUUUCAUUUACUUUUUUCUGGUCUUUUAGGCAGUGAGCAUUUGCCCACGAAAUAUGUACUCUUCGGCUUGAAGUUGGAAACAUAUUCAUUUUUAAUGCAGUCAUUAUA
Argentina anserina (silverweed cinquefoil) is the source of this 1570-nucleotide messenger RNA. RefSeq lists its product as uncharacterized. The transcript has a single exon. The record is from RefSeq and is a predicted model, not a curated record. Bases 164 to 1369 code for a protein of 401 amino acids. Gene Ontology annotation, molecular function: double-stranded DNA binding. Gene Ontology annotation, biological process: regulation of DNA-templated transcription. Lineage: Eukaryota; Viridiplantae; Streptophyta; Magnoliopsida; Rosales; Rosaceae.